Molecule: messenger RNA, 891 nt
Organism: Musca vetustissima
Lineage: Eukaryota; Metazoa; Arthropoda; Insecta; Diptera; Muscidae
Gene: ppk23
Product: sodium channel protein Nach
Exons: 7
Coding region: 1-891 (296 amino acids)
Biological process (GO): sodium ion transmembrane transport
Cellular component (GO): membrane
Molecular function (GO): ligand-gated sodium channel activity
Source: RefSeq, a predicted model, not a curated record
AUGGGCUCAAAGAAAAGUGUACGAUUAAAGCAAAUAUUCGACACUGCGGUUAUAUUUCGUCGCAGUCUUAUAUAUCAAACCAAAGAAUUUUUUCAAAAUUCAACAUUGCAUGGGGUGCGCUAUAUUGCGGAGACGGGCAGGCCAGUGGGUGAGAAAUUCAUGUGGUUUUGUUUCACAUCAAUUGGUGCUGUGACGGCUUUGGUUAUUAUUAUGAGCCUAUGGGAGAAAUUUCAAACUAAUCCCACAAUAACAGGUUUGGACACCGAUUUCCACAAUCAAAAUGUUGUAUUUCCCACAACAGUGGUGUGUCCGGAAAUUGCCUUCGACCAUGAUAGAGCCUUUGAGGUGGCAUUACAUGAUUUGGCGAACGAUGAUUAUUCCUUGGCGGGCUAUAUUGUACCAUUUCUGGAGUUAUUACCCUCACUAUCCUAUGAGACCCUCAAUGAGGCGGCUGUUAUUGCAAGUUCCGUUGAAAUGGAAGCGGUACAUCAGAAAACAUUGCGCAAGUGGGCGUUUGAGUCUGUCAUCAGUUGUAAAGAUGUUCUUACAGAAUGCAAAUAUCGCGAUGAACCCAUUAACUGCUGUGAAGCCUUUCAACCGGUCUACACCGAACAUGGUUAUUGUUUUGCCUUCAACAGUCGUUUCAAAUCGACCGAUGAAGCUGACAUAAAUUCCGGAGCACCACAUGAUCUCUAUGAAACCGAUAAAAAGUGGGCUUUGUUUUUUGUCCCGAAUAGCACGGUUAAGAUCUAUAUUUUUUCCAAUGAAGAAUAUUUUGGUCAGGAUUUCAAUCCUCAAAUUGAAUGGGCCGAAAAUGAAGUUGUCGAGGUGCGCAUCUCGAAAAAGAAUACCUAUACCACAGAUGAUGCCCGACAAUUGUCGAUUGGGUAA